Molecule: messenger RNA, 1729 nt
Organism: Aplosporella prunicola CBS 121167
Lineage: Eukaryota; Fungi; Ascomycota; Dothideomycetes; Botryosphaeriales; Aplosporellaceae
Exons: 2
Coding region: 180-1583 (467 amino acids)
Biological process (GO): cyclic threonylcarbamoyladenosine biosynthetic process
Cellular component (GO): mitochondrial outer membrane
Molecular function (GO): tRNA threonylcarbamoyladenosine dehydratase activity; ubiquitin-like modifier activating enzyme activity
Source: RefSeq, a predicted model, not a curated record
UCAGCACACCAUGUCUUCUUGGAUAUCACGAAGUACUUCUUCGCACAAUGCUCAAUUAGCCGCAACUGCUGUUGCUUCUGGCGCUCUCGCCGCUGGGCUGGUGCUAGGAUUUCAGACAGUCAGGCGGAAGCGCGAAGUUGACCGCGUGAAAGCACAUAUUCCUGACAUCAGUCAAGAGCAUGCUGCUACAAGGGUGCGUACAACAUCCAUCCGCUACCCGAUCAAACUGCGCUCUAACAUUGCUCCGCGAAGUAAAGCUUACCGAGUACGGUGCUGCGGCCGAUGUGUUUGCGCCCACAAAAGAAGACGAGCGAAGUGUUGCGUUAGCAAUUAGAGCCCGCUCUGGCGACUACGAUGAUGACCUGAUCCUGGAACAGCUUGCGCGCAACCGCGUUUUUCUCACCGACGAGGGCCUUGCUAAGCUGCGCUCUUCCUUCGUCAUCGUCGUCGGCUGCGGCGGUGUUGGUUCCCAUGCGGUUGCCGCCCUCGCUCGGUCUGGCGUCUCCAAGUUGCGUCUCAUCGAUUUUGACCAGGUUACAUUGUCCUCAUUGAACAGACACGCAUUGGCGACGUUGGCAGAUGUCGGGACACCAAAGGUGCAUUGCAUCCGGAAGAGAUUGGAACAAGUUGUCCCCUGGACACACUUUGAUUGUUGGAAUGAGUUGUUCAACGAGCAAUCUGCGGAGCGACAACUUGCCGACAUGGAUGGACAAAAGCCGGAUUUCGUAAUUGAUGCCAUCGACAACAUUGACAGCAAGGUUGCCCUGCUCGCUUAUUGCCAUAAAAACGGUAUCAAAGUCAUCUCGUCAAUGGGUGCAGGGUGCAAAUCGGACCCGACGAGAGUGUUCCUUGGUGACAUAUCCGCCAGCACUGAAGAUCCCCUCUCCAGGUCUACGCGGAGAAGGCUGCGUGCCAUGGGUAUCAAGGAUGGCGUACCAGUCGUCUUCUCCACCGAGAAGACAGCUCCGGGUAAAGCUCAACUCCUUCCACUCCCUGAAGAGGAGUACAACAAGGGUAGCGUGGGCGAGCUUGGGGUAUUACCCGAGUUUCGAGUCCGCAUAUUGCCUGUACUUGGAACCAUGCCAGCCAUGUUUGGACUUUCAGUCGCAAACCACGUCAUUCUAAAAAUCACCGGCUAUCCUCAUGACUACUUGCCGUCAAAGUCUCGGGACAAGAUGUACGAUGGCAUGCUCGGCGCCUUACAAGGCUUGGAGGAGAGGUUAGCAAGACACCGUGGGGUGGAUGCCGUAGGCCUCCGUAUUCCCAUCACGCAAGAUGAUGUUGGGUAUCUUGUGGAAGAGGUUUACAGGGGUCGUAGCGUAGUCACCGGGCUGGCUACUAGGUUAGCUCUCACGAGAUGGAGGGCACCUCCCGAGGGCUUCGUGGACAACAGGUUUCCUGGACAGAACAACUCGCUGCUGCAUAUAAGGGAUUUGGUGUGCAUGACCAAAGAGGAGGCUACGAGGCACGAAAAAGAAGUUUUGAAGGGCGACAAACAGCCCGAAGACAUCUACGACAAAGAGGUUGUAGAACUAGUCGAAGCGAGACUGCAAGAAGAAGAGGUAUUCCAAAGAUAUCGAUGAUCGUGGUAUCUUUCGAGAGAUGAUGCCCACAAAACGCUAGAUUCCAACUUUCACCAACCGUUUUGCAUUGCGUACCUGACACGUUGUAGGAAAUCAAAUAUCUAGAAGGGUGUAGACAGUGAUGGUAAAUAAACUCGUUUUUCUUU